Drosophila obscura is the source of this 1146-nucleotide messenger RNA. RefSeq lists its product as uncharacterized. Bases 374 to 1015 code for a protein of 213 amino acids. Lineage: Eukaryota; Metazoa; Arthropoda; Insecta; Diptera; Drosophilidae. The transcript has 2 exons. The record is from RefSeq and is a predicted model, not a curated record.
AGCUCAUCAGCAGCAUAGCGCCAGUAUUCAGAACGGGCAAAUUAACUUUGUAGACAUCUUACGUAACAGGGAAAAGCUUCAUUGCGAUUAACUUAUUGACCAAUUUUGCAACUGGUCUGAAAUAAUAAGGAUUAUUAAAGCACUCCCUUUCAUUUCCGGCAAAUGUAAGUAAGGUACUUGCCAAAAAGAUACAAACUAAUUUAAAAGAGCGAAAGUUUCCAAACUAUUACUAAACGUAAAAAAACUGCCGCUCCUACGUGAGUAAUUGUUUAUAUUUGUCCCGAUGGUAGAGAAGUGCAAUUGAGGCCAAGCUAUGUAUAAAUAGUAAUGCUAUCAGCACAAAGCUCAGCAUAAGUCAGUUGUCCUCAGAAGAAUGCAUUUCGAAAAAACACGAAGCUGCCGGCCCGUUAUGCCACAGAUGCUUCUACUGAUUGUUCUAACUGCUGGUGCCUGGUGUGCUUCCAGCUCCAAGCCGAUGGAGAAGCGGAGUCUCGCUCUGGACGAAGCUAGCAUUCCCUGGGCUGUAACGAACGGUCCGCGAGCUUUGAACGGUGGCCCCUGGAACCUUGGUUGGCCCAGUUGGAGUGGGGGACACACCUCGCUGGGAAUCGGGCCGACACCUAAUGAAGUAGCUCACUCUAUCUCGUUAGCUAAGCAGGCCUCAGCCAAUGUUCUUAUAGCGCAGCAGCAUUUGCAAGCGGCUAAGGAGAACGUGCUGAACCAGCAACGCAUCGCCACGGAAAGACAAACUCAGGCAGUAAUACUGAAGCAAAAGUCUCAAGCGGCGGCUGCGAUUCAACGUUCUGAGGCGAUACAGCAGCGUCUUGCUGCCUCAAAGGCAGCGGUGGCACAUGCUGCUGCUCAUGCAGCUGCUGCGGAAAUCCAGAAAACCGAACAGGAGGCGGCCAAGCUUGGCCACUUCACAAGAAACGCGCACCCAGGAGCUGAAACGAUCGGAUUUGGGCAUUGGCUCUCUGGCAGUACCGCAGGGAAAUCUGUCAAUAAUUGGUACUAAAGAAUGAAAAGAAAUCGCUAGAUGAGGAGCUGGUUUGCGUGCUUAGCUGUAAGCAAUUUUUGUUAUAAUAAAUAUAAUUAAUUAUAUAUCCGCCACUCCAAAUUCGGCGCAAUGAGUAAAUGGUUUAUACA